CGGCGGCGCCGCAGCCGGCAGCAUCGCGGCGGGACUGCCCGGGGAUGCAGCCGCGCUAAGAACAAAAGCCCUCAGCGCGCUCUCGCUCCGGGGCUCUGAAGCGGCGCGGCCGAACUUGGAUCUCUGCUCCCCCCUCGGUCGAGCCGCGGCGGCGUCCGGGGCUGAACUCGGCGGCGCCUUCUCCCCUCACGCCGCGGGCAGCCGGGGCUCGCCCGCCCGCCGCCCUCGCCCGCCCGUCCCGCCGGGGCUGCCCGCGGAGGGGCCGCACCCCGCGCCGCGGGACCUUGGCUUUGCCCUUCGCUCGGCAGGUGGCGGGGCCAGCGGAGAAGGAUGCGUGUCUUCCCGUGGGGAUUUUGGCUGCUGUGUGUCGCCUCCGCCCCGGCUCGCGGUGACAGCGGCAGCAAGGCGAGGAGCUGCGCCGAGGUCCGGCAGCUGUAUGGAGCCAAGGGCUUCAGCCUCAGCGGCGUGCCCCAGGCCGAGAUCUCCGGGGAGCACCUGCGGAUCUGCCCACAGGGCUACACCUGCUGCACCAGCGAGAUGGAGGAGAACUUUGCAAACAAAAGCCGAAGUGAAUUUGAAGCCAUGAUGAAAGAGGCUGGUCGCUCUGUGCAGGCCAUCCUAACAGCACAGCACAGGAGCUUUGACAGUUAUUUCCAGGAUUUGUUGAACAAGUCAGAGAAGGCCCUUUAUGAUGCCUUUCCAAGCCUGUACGGAGAGUUGUACACUCAGAACGCGAAGGUGUUCAAGGACUUGUACAGCGAGCUGCGCCGCUACUACCGCAGCUCCAACAUCAACCUGGAGGAGGCCCUCAACGAGUUCUGGACACGGCUGCUGGAGAGGCUCUUCAAGCUGCUGAACCCCCAGUACCACAUCACAGACGAGUACCUGGACUGCAUGGUCAAACACGCCGAGCAGCACAAGCCCUUCGGGGAGGUGCCCCGGGAGCUGAAGCUGAAGGCGACGCGAGCCUUCAUCGCGGCGCGCUCCUACGCGCAGGGCUUCCUGGUGGGCAGCGAUGUGGUCAGAAAGGUGUCCCAGGUGUCCCUCAGCCAGGAGUGCACCCGCGCCAUCAUGAAGCUGAUGUACUGCCCGCACUGCCGCGGCAUGGCCAGCGUGAGGCCCUGCAACAACUACUGCCUGAACGUCGUCAAGGGCUGCCUGGCCAACCAGGCCGACCUCAGCACCGAGUGGAAGUACCUGAUGGAUUCCCUCAUGGGGGUGGCCGACCGCAUCGACGGGCCCUACAACGUGGACACUGUCAUUGGCACCAUUCACAUGAGGAUUGCUGAAGCCAUCUCCAACCUGCAGGAGAACAAGGAUUCCAUCACAAGCAAGGUGUUCCAAGGCUGUGGAAAUCCCAAAAUCAGCACAAAAGGCUCCAGUAGUGAGGACAAGAAGAGACGGGGGAAGGUGACAUUGGAAGCCAAGUCCUCUGCCCAGGCCCUGGAGAUGCUGGUUUUAGAUGCCAAAGGGAAUCUGACAGCUCUCAAGACAUACUGGAUCACCCUGCCCAGCAGUCUGUGCAGCAAAAAAGUAAUGGCCAGCUCAGCUUCAGAUGACAAAUGUUGGAAUGGGAUGACCAAGGGCAGUUACCUGCCCGAGGUGAUGGGGGAUGGCCUGGCUAACCAGAUUAACAACCCAGAGGUGGAGGUGGACAUCACCAAGCCAGACAUGACCAUCCGCCAGCAAAUCAUGCAGCUCAAGAUCAUGACAAACCGCCUGGGCAACGCCAACAUCGGCAACGAUGUGGAUUUCCAGGACACCAGUGACGACAUGAGCGGCUCCGGGAGCGGGGACAGCUGUCCUGAUGACGUCUGUGGCAAAAGACUUUCUAAGAGCCCCAGCACCAGGCAGCCAGAAACACACGCCAUUCCUAAGCAGUCCGGACACGGCGUCCAUGGGGCCGGCAGCAGAUCUUUGCCUUCUGCCUCCCUCCUCCUCCUCCUCCUCUGGCUGGCUGCCAUCGCCCCGCAGCACUUGUGGCGGUAACUCGCUGGCACAGCCAGGACACAGACUGCGGCUGAGGGCUUCACUUUGCCAAAACCAACAACCAACAACCAACCAACCAAAGGACGUAUUUAAUUCACCUUGGCAAAAAAAAAAAAAAAAAAGGAAAAAAAGAGGAGGAGAAAAAGGUUUUCAGAAGGUUUCAGUUGUUUGCUAUUUCUGGCAGUGCUCGAGCUGUUUUCUUCUUUCUAGGUCUUUCCCCAAUGCUGGGCCCUUCUUUCCAUACCUCAUUGUUUUACUUUUGUUAUAGCCACAACCUGGCUCCUGGGGCUGGAGCCGGCCUCUGCAGAGGGCUCGGGGGAGCCGGGCCGAGCCCUCGCGGGCAGCUGCGCUGCUGCUCGGUGGAAUAUGCAAUUGCCCCGCCCCUGCCCCGCCUCGGCACGGCCGUGCUGCCUCAGGGGCUCGCUGGGCUCUUCCUCUGUGCUUCCUAGCUGGGCAGAGAUGGCCCUUCACCUCCGGUGGGCUACACAGGAGCGUGAGCAGCUUUGGUGGGUUGAACUGAACGAGUUUGGCAGCGGCUGUUGGACCCAAAAAUGCAGAACUCGCUUUUCUUUGGAAAGGUCACAAGUGGGUUUCUUGACUAGAGCUCGUAGCUGAGGACAAUUUGAAAUGUAGGUUUCCUACAUCUACGUGACUGGGAAUGAGUGUUAGGGGUUGGGGUUUGGGUACUUUUUCUUUGCAUGCUAGUUGGAAAGCCAUUUUUUUACCCAAGUAACAAUGGUCCAGUUUGUACCUGCAGUGCAGUACCAUUGUAGGUAACAGAGAGAUGCAGAUGUGCACAGUGGGAUUCUCUGUGUGCCAGACAGCUGUGCUGCCUCCUCCUUCUCUGGCCCCAGCCAUAGACAGGAAUCCAGGUUUUUUCUUGGUAAUGAGAGCCAGCAGGGACAUUUUACUAACUGGAGCUUUGGGACUGGUUGUGCCCCUUCAAGCAGCUGCCUUAGGGCAGAGAGGGGCUGCUGGGGACCACCAUGGGCCAUACCCAGGGCACUGGCUCAGGGGGGAAUGUGAAAAAGGAAACAUUUUGUUUGGGAUUUCUUUUUACCUUUGGUGUUUGUUUCAGUUGUACUGUAGGUUUUUAAUGGAUUCCACUUUCCCUGUUCCUUCCCUACCAUCCAGUUCACCUUCCCUAACCCCUGCAGGCACGGGCUGAGCCAGCAGGUCAGACAGCCCUGGCAGCUCUGUUUGGGCUCAGGGGAGGGCCAGGCUCACCCUUUGCUCCCAUCCCACCACUCACAGCCUUUGGGUGAUGUGGCAGCUGCCCUAAGCCCAAAUUGCUCUGUGGGGUGGGCUCUGGGCCAGGUUUGAGACUGGGGUGGUGGGUGAAGUUACAAAUGUCCUCCUGUAGCUGUAGGAGUGUCUGUGCUGGGGCUUCCAGAGGCUUCUGUGCCUGCUGAGCAGCAGGCCUGGGCUGGAGCCCCAGGUGUGGCAGGGGCUGGUACAGCACAGUCCCUGUGGCUGCCUGGGCCAGCAGCACUCCCAGCUUGGGUUUGAGCUCAGGUUUGUGCUGGGCUGAGAGGGAGGGCACAGCUGGGCUGUCUCCUGCUUUUGCACAGCAUCCCAGCAUUUCUGCUCUGUCUUGCCAGAGGAGAUGUGCCUUUGGGCUGAGCAAACAUUGGGGUUGGCCUUUGGCUGUUUUCUAAGAAAGGGGAAAAAAAAAACCCAAUUUUUAACAUGAGCAGUUUCUGAAGUGUGCAAUUUAAGGAAAGAUGAGGACAUGAGCAAGGUAAUGCUGAAAGGCAGCUCAUUCCCUGCCCUCCCUGGGGCACUGAGGGUGCCUCAGAGUAGGCAGAGCUUUCAGGCCAGCUCUGCCAGCCUCUCCAAGCCACAGUGAUCGAUGUCACUGACUGUGCGUCCUUUCUGCCGCGGCCUCACCUCCCUGAAAGGCAAAAAUCCUCAUCUGCUUGGGUGUCAGAAAUGAACACUGGCUGCUGGACAAUGGCUGAAGGACAGACAGUGCCACUGCACCCCUCAGAAACCUGCAGAGGAUCAAUGUAAGCUGUGGUUUUGUCUAGAUUUAUUUACUGCUAGACAUGUGGCAAAUUCACAUGAUUUUUACUGCUCUAAAGAGUUCCUAUCUUUUCUUUUUAACUUUUUAAAUCAGAAUUGUAAUUAUAAAUUUAAUCUUCAGUUCCAACAAUCCCCACAACCAAUUCUGCAGAAGCUUUACAUCCAAAGGGAAAAAAAAAGCUGGGGGGGAGGGAGGAAAAAUUAAAACAUCGUAUUCUCAUCAAAACAUAGCUGGGUUGGGGCUUUAACACGUGGAUGCUGAGGUCAGUGGUUUGCUUUGCAGAAUGGGAGCUUGAAAGUCACUUCCAUUUCUGUGCAAUUACUUUUUGCUGCCUGCCUGUUAUCCUCAAGAGCUUCUUAUGGGCCCCUUCACAUCUUAAAUGUGAAGCCAGGAAUUUACUGAUUAUCCAGUUAGUGUUUUAACAAUUUAAUAGCCCCAACUAGUGGUUCUGUUACAAGAUAAAAACCUGAUAGUGCAAAUUAAUAAGGCAAAACCUCGAAGAAGCAGUAAAAUCUGUUCUGCAGGGGAAACCCUUCCUGAAGCCUUCACCUGGGCUGGGGUUGAGCUGCCACCUCCACAUCCCUCGUGGCCCUUGCAGAGGCCAGGCCAGGUGAGGCAGGAGAGCAGCCUGAGGUGGGGCAGGGCAGGGCUCAGCCCCUCUGGGCCCAGCAGCGCUCACUGGUGGCCCUGUGGGUUCACUUUUCCAUCUGCCCAUGGUCAGCCCGCACUGCUGCUUUUUGCUGCUCCCUGGGUGCUCAGUGGUUCUGCUCUCCCCUGCCCUGAGGGCGUUUCCCCAGCUGCUGCCAUGAAGUGCCCUGGGGUUGUUUGGCUGUGCCGCCUUCCCCGGGAGCUGCAAUGGCUGAAAGCCCCCAGGAUAUCAACUCCAAACUAAAGCAAACUGAAACUCCUGCUGACUGAACUACCACUGGUGUGGCUGAACAAGCUGAAAUCAACCCAGGUCCAGACAAGUCCCGAGCCUGUGGUUGGGCUGCUGCAGAACCUGGGGCCUUUCAGUGCUUCUAAAUGACAUUUCCUGGGCUGCUGCCUGCUGGAAAACACUGUGACACCUCCCCGUGGCUGCUCUGGGCUGGCUGCAUGGGGGAUCUCUGAGCAACUGGGCUGGCUGGGACAAACAUCUGCUCCCAUGCUGUCAGGAUGGUGAUAUCCAUCAUGUUCUGGUGUGAACAGGCUCAUACUUGGCAGGUGCAUGGAGGGGGUAGUGGUGUAGGAAAAAAUCUUUACAAAGGCCCAAUCCCUGGGAAGGGGAGAACCAUAAAUGGUGGAUUUCCAAGUGUCUCUGUCUUUCAGCCUGCUCUUUGUGCCAUAAUGUGUAUGUUUUAAACAAUGGUGAGGGUCUCGAAAGGCUUUGAGAGCACAGCUACUUCUCAUUUACAGAUGACAAGCUGCCUGUUCUUUUCUGGUGGGCUUGGUAGGGGCUAAGGUAUAGCAGAAUAUCUAAAGUCCACCUUUGCUUUAAACAGAUGCAUUUCUAUCUGCAGGAGUAAGAAUUAUGUCACUUAUCAGCAUAGCUGGACAGUUAUCUAUUUCUUUCUGUUACCAAGGUACUUGUAACUCUCUUGCACUGUUUAUCUAAAGUUGAAAUAUGUUCUUUGAAUCCUUGUAUAAAUAAAAAGGCUGGAGACAAAUCUGGAUUUACAGGGCAAUUAUUUCUUCUCCAUUUAAACCAAGUCUGGCUUUUCUUUCUUUUUCACUUGUUAAGGCCCAGAUAAAGGCCAGGUCAGGAGCCCUGAGGAAGGAAACCAUGUUGAGGCACAGGCUGGGCUGAUGGCAGUGUUGGCAGCAGGGAUUUUCCUGCAUUCCUGCACCAUUCAGGGGAGCAGCUGCUGGCAUCUGUGGAUGUGUGUUUGUGGGAACAAGGUGAGCCUGACUUGAGGAUCCUAAGUUAUCUCUUUCUCAUCUAGAAGCACAGGAAGUCAUGGCAUAGCAGUGCAGAAAUCAGAAAUGCCCUUGGUAUUGGUCAUGACAAGGUGUUGUGGCAAUUACAGAGCAUGGCUUUGCACCAGUGCAGCUGUUGGACAGCUCACAGCAAGCAGAGCAGCGAGGGGAAUGUUGGAUCUCCAGCACGGGCCUGAGACUGGACUGGUGCAGCAGAAAGGUUUGUGCUCAGCUCCAUCCACUUCCAGAACAGCUGUCAAGGUGAGGAGUUGGAAGCUGCUCGUGAAAUGUCUGAGAGACUUGGUGACUGAAAACUAAAGUGUAUCCUUCUGCCUGGAAGCAAAUAUCAGCUACAUUUAAUAAACUGACUGAUACCCUUGA
Molecule: messenger RNA, 6292 nt
Organism: Zonotrichia leucophrys gambelii
Lineage: Eukaryota; Metazoa; Chordata; Aves; Passeriformes; Passerellidae
Gene: GPC1
Product: glypican 1
Exons: 9
Coding region: 331-1989 (552 amino acids)
Biological process (GO): cell migration; negative regulation of fibroblast growth factor receptor signaling pathway; regulation of protein localization to membrane
Cellular component (GO): extracellular region; synapse; plasma membrane
Molecular function (GO): fibroblast growth factor binding
Source: RefSeq, a predicted model, not a curated record